Mesorhabditis belari is the source of this 696-nucleotide messenger RNA. NCBI's taxonomy places the organism in Eukaryota, Metazoa, Nematoda, Chromadorea, Rhabditida, Rhabditidae. The record is from the annotation of a GenBank genome assembly.
AUGAGUCGUUACACUCAUUGCAGCACUGCCAAUUCGGGAAAAAUACUCAACCCGCUCUACUAUCAUCAUCAGGCGCCGGGGAGGCGCGUGAGUGGCGGAGAGAAAGGUGGAGCACCAGGUGGGAGUGGGACAGCCGGCUCCACCCAUCCACCACCGAUCCCCGGCGGAUCACAAGGACACUCGAAUCCUGUGAUCGGUGCUCGUCUCAGCUAUCCGCUUCACAUUGACGCCUCACCAUCGCACUCAUUUGGCCCACCCUCUUCCCCGCCAUCUUUACGCGAUUUACCAAAUCCCGAAGAGCUCAGCGCCGAGCGCCUCAAUCUCUACCUCGAUCGAAAUGAAGGCGAUUUGGACAAUAUCGAUGAGGAAAACGAGGAUCAAACAAAGAAAAGCCCGAAAGAAAGAUGGAAAAAGAGACUCCGAAUAAUGUUACCACACGUUGGUUUGGUUCUUCUCUCAGCUAUGUACACCCUACUCGGUGCGGCUGUCUUUCACAAUGUAGAAAUGCCUUACGAGAUGCAAUUGCGCAAUGAAACUUGUACACGGGUCACCACUUUCAAAAAAGAAACAAUAGAGCGGCUAUGGCGGCUACGACAAGAGCGCUUCACCGAAUUCGAGCGUACCGCCGAGGAUGCAAUGGAUCACAUUAUUCGCGAUGUUUUUCACGAUUACACAAAAGAAUUACAUGAUUCCCGA